CAAUUAUAUCGCAUUUUCAGGUUUUAAUACAUACUCAGUACGUAGUACUGGUAUGGUAUAAUUCUUAAUUGCGAUGUACUGAACAGUAUGCAGUAUAGGUACAGUGAUUGUACGCUGUAUCGUAAUAUCAUGUAUCCUUUUUGUACUGAUAUCGUAUGGUUUAGUGACCCUAUAAUAAGAGUCUGGCCACGCGGUCCUGCUUGUUGAUUGGUCCGCCAUUUAUGCAUUCUUCGAUAAAGUUCGGAAGUAUUUGUGUGUUCUCGUCUAUUCACACAAUAAUAAAUAUGAUUGGAUGCUCAGCACCAUUUUGCAACAACUCUACUGCCAAAGGAUAUAUUGUAAAGAUUUUUCCAAAAAAUCCUGAACGUCGGGCACAAUGGGUUGCAAACAUGAAUGUCGAAAACUGGAUACCAAACAACCGUUCAUAUUUAUGCGAGGUGCAUUUUUCUCCAGAAAUGUGGGAGCAAAGGCGUGAUAAAAAACCGAAGUUGAAACUGAAUGCAGUGCCAACAAUUUUUGGAUAUUGGCUAAAAGAAAAAACAUUUAAACGAACUGAAGACAAGGCGCCUUUAACACAUUCAGUACAAAAUGAAACGAUUUGCGAUAAAGGACAAAGCACUACAGACCACUGUUUAGUUGAAUCUACGAUUCGCGAUGAAGGACAAAGCACUACAGAUCAAUGUUCAGGUGAAUCUACGAUUCGCGAUGAAGGACGAAGCACUAGAGACAAAGAGCAACUGUCACUUUUCACAAAAAACACACAAAAUUAUGUACUUUGUACUGUAAUAUUAAUAAUAAAUUCGAAUAUCUAUCUUGAAAACUCUUUCUCUUUUAACAUGGAAUUAUUUAUCUUUUAUUAUUUGACGAAGGUUCCAUACUACAAUUAUAAUCUUAGAAAACAUCGACGAAAACUACAUAUUAUACAAUUAGAUCACAUCAAUUAUCUGGAAUUGUUUUAUAAUAAUUAUUUUAAGAAAAGAUUUGUAAUAUUAAAAUACAGCUUUAUUCAUGAAUUAUGUAAGGAAAAUAGGUUAAGGACAAUUGUGCGCAUGCGUCAAUCGAGUGAGACGGUGAGCUUGUAUUGCUCUCUUUCUCGUGUGCUUUUAUGCAUAAAUGGCGACUCUCACCGCCAGACUCUUAUUAUAGGGUCACUAGUACGGUUACGCCUACACUGCCAUCUCGUGACAGUACAGUAGCAGUACGGUAACAGUAUCUCGUGCGGUAAUCGCGCGCUUGGCUAUCUGAGUUUCCGUUGAGUGUUCGCCGAGAUACAACGUUUUGCGUGUCGUGUGUUAUUUGCGGUUGUCAUAACGCACCGUCUCACAAUGCAGCAAUAAUUCGCCAGUUUUUAGCGAAAAAAACUGUUACUGCUACACCAUCCACAGUACUCGCCGGAUUUGACACCGGCGGAUUACUUUUUGUUUCCAAAGCUGAAAUUAAAGCUAAAAGGACAAUUCGAUGAUAUCAAGACGAUCCAAGAUAACGUAACGAGGGAAAUACGAAGCAACAGAUUUCCAGCACGCUCUGGAGCGGCUGGCGGAGCGCGCCGAGCGAUGUAUACCUAACUUUAUACAAUGGUCAUAUGUAGAAGAAUAAUUAGUAAUAAAAAUUUUUUAUCAUACUUUCUGUUUUGUUUAUGAGCUGAGUCCUAAAACUUUUUAAUCACACUGUGUAUAUCUACAAAAUGUGACGUGCUGAAGAAGUUUAAUUGCAAAAUAAAGUAUUGUAAGGUUUUUUCCAAACCUUUUGUAGAGAGAUAGGAUGGCGAGUCCGAGCUUGUAGUCUUCUUCUCUACUGAUACGAACAGCGUUCCGCUGUCAAGGCACGUGAGGAAUUGGGUUUAAGGGGGUCUUCUAGUCUAGAAGUCGAAUUUUUAUAUUAUUUUUGCGAAUUUUUUAAUAAAAAUUAUAAGGAUUUUUGGAACAGGGUUUUUUCUUGCAUAUUGAUACAUAUUUGAAGUUUUUUUCAAAAUUUUUAAAUUGCAAAAUAAUUAUAAAUAAGCACUGUACAGUAGAUUGAAUGGGAUGAUGACAAAAAAAAAGUUAGUUCACGGCUCCCACGAUUCCGGUUGUUCUACUCAUCUGAAACAAAAAAACCAAAGAGAUUCUUAAUUAGUAUGAGUGUGG
Molecule: messenger RNA, 2126 nt
Organism: Ooceraea biroi (clonal raider ant)
Lineage: Eukaryota; Metazoa; Arthropoda; Insecta; Hymenoptera; Formicidae
Source: RefSeq, a predicted model, not a curated record